Pseudozyma hubeiensis SY62 is the source of this 888-nucleotide messenger RNA. Its product is annotated as alkaline phytoceramidase. Gene Ontology annotation, cellular component: endoplasmic reticulum membrane. Bases 1 to 888 code for a protein of 295 amino acids. The record is from RefSeq and is a predicted model, not a curated record. Gene Ontology annotation, biological process: ceramide biosynthetic process; ceramide catabolic process. The transcript has a single exon. NCBI's taxonomy places the organism in Eukaryota, Fungi, Basidiomycota, Ustilaginomycetes, Ustilaginales, Ustilaginaceae.
AUGUCGUGGUAUCGCGACCCCACAGACCCCACCCACGGCUACUGGGGACCCAUAACAUCCACUCUCCACUGGUGCGAACAGAAAUACCGUUUCUCGCCCUACGUCGCCGAACCCGUCAACACCGUCACCAACGUCUUCUUCAUCGCCCUCUCCCUGUACGGCUUUCACGUCUCGCGUCGCGAACGCCUUCCGCUUCGAUGGUCAAUAUGUCAUCUCGGCGUCGCACUCGUCGGAUUCGGUUCCGCACUCUUCCACGGAACCUUGCUCUACUGGACGCAGCUGCUGGAUGAACUGCCGAUGAUCUACACUUCUGCAUGGUUGACCUACUGUGUCUGCGAAACGUCCAAGGGAUACGGGAAGCCGAGGUUCAGGUUGUUGUUGCCGUUGACGUUGACCCUGUUGGUGGUGUGGAUCACGGUGGUUUACGUGUGGAAUGGGAAUCCAGUGUUCCAUCAAGUCGCUUACGCCAGCAUUCAAAUCGUCUCCACUGUACGCGUCAUCUACCUCCUCCGGAACAGCUCCCAACACAACUCUACCGCUGCAGGAAAACAACGCAAGAAGGAAAUUCAGAAGUUGUACCUCUUCGGUGCAAUCGUCUUCCUCACAGGUUUUGCGAUCUGGAACGUCGACAACAUCUUUUGCUACCAGCUGAGACAGGCCAGGAAAAAAGUCGGCUAUCCAGCAGCAGUGCUGUUGGAGGGACACGGUUGGUGGCACGUGCUGACCGGUUGGGGUGCGUAUUGUCUCAUCACAGCGGGUAGCCAGCUGGGCGUGGGGGAGAAGGAGGACGUGGGCAACUUUAGGUUGCAGAAUGGAUGGUUCCCGGUGGUGAAGAGGAUCAAGGAGUAUAAAGCGGGGGGUGGCAGGGUGGGCAAGAAGAAGGCGUGA